ACUACGAUUCCAGCUACGACGUCGUGGGCUAAGCGAAGAGAAGCUAGGCGAAUUAAGCAAGAAGAGAGCGAGCGAGAGAGAGCAAAAUAAGUUCCGUGCGCGCGUGUCGACGAUGAGCACGGCGGCGCGUUCGACGGCGGGCCGGCGUGGGUUCACGGUGGGGCGCAGCGAGGACGCGACGCACCCGGACACCAUCCGCGCCGCCAUCUCCGAGUUCCUCGCCACCGCCAUCUUCGUCUUCGCCGCCGAGGGCUCCAUCCUCUCGCUCGGGAAGCUGUACCAUGACAUGAGCACGGCGGGCGGCCUGGUGGCGGUGGCCCUGGCGCACGCGCUGGCCCUGGCCGUGGCGGUGUCCGUGGCCGUCAACAUCUCCGGGGGGCACGUGAACCCCGCCAUCACCUUCGGCGCCCUCCUGGGCGGCCGCAUCACCCUCGUCCGCGCCCUCUUCUACUGGGUCGCCCAGCUCCUCGGCGCCAUCGUCGCCUCCCUCCUCCUCCGCCUCACCACCGGAGGCAUGCGGCCGCCAGGGUUCUCGCUGGCGGCAGGCGUGCGGGACUGGCACGCGGUGCUGCUGGAAGCGGUGAUGACGUUCGGCCUCAUGUACGCCUACUACGCGACGGUGAUGGACCCGAAGCGGGGGAGCGUGGGCACGAUCGGCCCGCUCGCCGUGGGCUUCCUGCUCGGGGCUAACAUGCUCGCCGGUGGCCCGUUCGACGGCGCCGGGAUGAACCCGGCCCGCGUCUUCGGGCCGGCGCUCGUGGGCUGGCGAUGGGGCCACCACUGGGUCUACUGGGUCGGCCCGUUCCUCGGGGCCGGCAUCGCAGGGCUGCUCUACGAGUACCUCGUCAUCCCGGCCUCCGAGACCGCCGCCGCCCACACGCACCAGCCCCUCGCGCCCGAGGACUACUAGACGCUGCUGUUCGCCUUGAAAUUCCAAACCCAGAUGCUACAAUAAUACAGUACUGCUUAAUAUAUUUCCAUGUAUGUAUAAGAGUGUGUGAAGUGGUUAAUAAGGAGGGGAGCUGCUGUUUGCGCCCGGUUGUGUGUACUUUCCUUUGGUUACUUGAUGGCCGAUGGUCAGCAACGUACAUACCCGUCGUGUAAUAAGUACUUCAAAUCAUUUGCGAAAUGAGUACCCAGACGUCAUAUAGGAGUA
Brachypodium distachyon (stiff brome) is the source of this 1156-nucleotide messenger RNA. Its product is annotated as aquaporin TIP3-1. NCBI's taxonomy places the organism in Eukaryota, Viridiplantae, Streptophyta, Magnoliopsida, Poales, Poaceae. Gene Ontology annotation, molecular function: water channel activity. The transcript is spliced from 3 exons. The record is from RefSeq and is a predicted model, not a curated record. Bases 113 to 910 code for a protein of 265 amino acids. Gene Ontology annotation, biological process: water transport; transmembrane transport. Gene Ontology annotation, cellular component: membrane.